Molecule: messenger RNA, 780 nt
Organism: Emys orbicularis (European pond turtle)
Lineage: Eukaryota; Metazoa; Chordata; Testudines; Emydidae
Product: NKG2-D type II integral membrane protein-like
Exons: 7
Coding region: 1-780 (259 amino acids)
Source: RefSeq, a predicted model, not a curated record
AUGGCGAACAAGAUCAUAUACGUAGACUUAAAGAUUUUACCAAAGGCGAGAGAGUCUCCAACUUCACAUUCAGGAGACAGGAACACGUAUGCAGUCCUGCAAAGGCCUCAGAACUUGGAUAGCCCAUCAGAGACUUCCCCCUCUGGCCCUGGCUUUCAGUGUUCAGGCUGGCUCUAUGUUACUCUAGUCCUGGGAAUUAUUGCACUGAGUCUGCUGCAUGCAUUGAUCUUCUUGUCUAUGCAGGGUUUCAGCUGUCCUGAUAAUGCCCAAAAUUCAUCCAAAGAACUCCAUGUAAAUGCUUCAAUGAUGCUGGCCAAAUUAAAAGAAAACCUAUGUGGAAAGGAAGGGAGCAGGAAAGCAGAACAUGCCCCAUGUGAGUACUGCCCAUUCAGAUGGGUUCUGCAUGAGAGGAAAUGCUACUACUUCUCUGAGGAGAAGAAAACCUGGAGUGAUAGUGAGAAGUUCUGCAGCUCCCAGACAUCUAGCCUGGCUGUGAUCGACAGCGAGGAGGAGAAGAACUUUAUAACAACCAUGCUGACGAAAGCACGUGGCUACAGCUGGCUUGGACUAACUAAGGAGAACAAUAGAUGGAUGUGGGUGACUGGAGAUGUAUUACUGCCAAAAAUGUUUCAUAUGAAAGAGGUCAGCAGCAGCAACUCCACCUGUGCAGUUUUCCAUGUGACUGGUAUUCAGGCUGAGAAGUGCUUCAAUCCCAACAAAUGGGUCUGUGAGAAAAACACCAUGGAAUUCCCAAUCCUAUUUGAACGCCUGCAGGACUGA